AUGACCGAAAACAUGGAGCCCGAGAAAUUGCCUGAGAGCCUUGUCGACCCAAAGGAAGAAUAUCCUCCUCUAAAAUUGGUUAUCCCUGCAAUGGUUGCUCUAUAUCUUGCAGUAUUUUUGAUUGCAAUUGAUAGGACAAUUCUCGGCACUGCAGUUCCUCGAAUAACGGAUGAAUUCAAUAGCUUUGGAGACAUUUCUUGGUAUGAAUCCGGCUUUUUGCUUCCUCUUUGCAUGCUUCAAUUAUCCUUCGGUCUCGUAUAUAUAGUACUCACUGCCCUCGUCAUCAUUUUUGAAAUUGGUUCUAUUGUCUGUGCAACUGCAUCUAGUUCCAAAGCAUUGAUUGUUGGACGAGCUAUCACCGGCAUUGGUGGUGCAGGCAUCGCUUCCGGGGCUCUCAUUUUAAUCAAUCUUCUCGUUCCUCUCAGUUCUAGGCCAAAAUAUUCGGGCGGGAUUGGCGCGAUGUUUGGAUUGGCCUCCGUCAUUGGGCCUCUUGUGGGAGGUUAUUUAACAGCCAUCACUUGGAGAUGGUGCUUUUGGAUCAAUGUACCGAUUGGCGGAGUGGCGGUUAUUGUGCUUAUUCUGUUGUGCCCCAAUAGACCACCGCCCUCAACGCCGGCUCCAACUUUAUAUGGCAAAGUAAAACAACUCGACCCAAUUGGAUUCCUUUUGAUCGCUCCGGGAAUUGUGUGCUUACUGUUCGCACUCCAAUGGGGUGGUCAGAAAUAUCCUUGGGGUGAUGGCCACAUUAUCGCGCUAUUUGUCAUGGCUGGUGUUCUCUGUCUUGCUUUUGUCGCGUCUCAGGUCUGGCAGGGUGAUCAAAGAACAAUUCCUGCCAGAAUCAUCUCUCAGAGAACCAUGAUAGCCGCCUGCUUUGCAUCAGUGGGAAUUGGUUCGAUUAUGGUGGUGUACUCUUUUUACCUGCCGAUUUGGUUCCAAGGAAUCCAAGGGAAAUCCCCGCAAAGCGCCGGACUGUCACUGUUGCCUCUUCUGUUAUCUCAGGUGGUCCUGGUUAUAUUGGGCGGUAUAGUGACGAGUGUCUGUGGGUAUUACACCCCAUUGCUCAUUCUUGGUGGUGCUAUAUCGAUUGUGGGGUCAGCGCUCAUCACAACCUGGGAGAUCAUUGCAGGAGUGGGGUUCGGUCUUACUCUGCAACAACCAAACAUUGCAGCCCAAACCGUGCUUUCUAAAGCCGAUGCACCUAUUGGGCUUUCGGUAUUGACCUUCCUGCAAUUUCUUGGUGGAUCGAUCUUUGUCACAGUCUGUCAGACUCUUCUCGAAGCUAAAUUAAUCGAGGGCCUUGAUGGCAAAGUCAACCUCGAUGCUAGUACCAUUGCGAAUGGAGGAGCAACAUCCAUACGAACCCAAGUACCGGAUGACAAGCUCGAGUUUGUGCUGCAAGUCUAUAACGAUGCUCUUGGUUCAAUUUGGUACCUAGCACUUGCACUCUCGUGUUUGGUCUUCGCUGCGUCCUUUGGGUUUGAAUGGACUAGUGUGAAAGAUAACAAGGAGAAAGCUCCAGAAGUUCAGGCCUGA
Molecule: messenger RNA, 1533 nt
Organism: Penicillium soppii
Lineage: Eukaryota; Fungi; Ascomycota; Eurotiomycetes; Eurotiales; Aspergillaceae
Exons: 5
Coding region: 1-1533 (510 amino acids)
Biological process (GO): transmembrane transport
Molecular function (GO): transmembrane transporter activity
Source: RefSeq, a predicted model, not a curated record